CAUGGGCGGAGAAAGCAAGCUGCUGUCAGAAGUCUCUUCUCUUCUUUACUAUUUUUCCCUCCCUUCUGCUUUUGCAGGUUUUUUUAAUUUUUUAAAUGAAGUAUGGCUUGCAAAUACACUACUUCUUUGUCUUUUCGGAAUAACAUUGUUCGUAACUUCUGUUAUAGCCUAUUCUAUACUUCUUACCAAAAUCGCUAAAUGCAAUCUUCUGCCUCUCGGUUCUUCGGUUCUACGUAUACAGAAACGGUUCGGUUCCGGUUCUACGGUUCUGAUACGGAUCCCUAUGUG
Zychaea mexicana is the source of this 288-nucleotide messenger RNA. RefSeq lists its product as uncharacterized. The record is from RefSeq and is a predicted model, not a curated record. The annotation marks the transcript as partial. NCBI's taxonomy places the organism in Eukaryota, Fungi, Mucoromycota, Mucoromycetes, Mucorales, Lichtheimiaceae. The transcript has 2 exons.